Schistocerca piceifrons (Central American locust) is the source of this 2244-nucleotide messenger RNA. RefSeq lists its product as uncharacterized. NCBI's taxonomy places the organism in Eukaryota, Metazoa, Arthropoda, Insecta, Orthoptera, Acrididae. The transcript has 7 exons. Gene Ontology annotation, molecular function: protein binding. The record is from RefSeq and is a predicted model, not a curated record. Bases 620 to 1744 code for a protein of 374 amino acids.
GUUGUUUACGUUUUCGGUGUGAUGUCAAAUGUCAAAGCUAAGACACAGACUGUGGCUAAGAUUUAGAGUCGUACACUGAAAGGUAAAUUGUGCGGAUAGUGAAAAGUGUGCGUGUAACAGCAACAAAAUAACAUCCAGAAUUCAUCAAUUAACAACGCGCAACUAACGCAGUCACUUAAAAAUACGCAACACAAGCGAUAAAUAACAAACCACGCCAGUUUUCCAAACCAAAACAUCACAGAAUUUUAUCGAUGGCUACAGUAAAAGAUUAGAUUAGAUUAGAUUAAAUUGAAUUAACACUUGUUCACAGAUCAUGACUGCGACACUUCGUAAUGAUGUGAAACGUGUCAGUUUAACAUAAGGUGCAGACACAAGCCCCAACAGUGACUCUGUGCACGUAAAUACUUAUGGGGAAAGUUUUAUCAGACUGGCUUCAAUAAAAUCAGAUGACACGAAAACCACAGUCAUAUCCAGUGUGUCUUGUACACCUACUGUGUUUGGAAAACACGUAGCAAAUGUGCAGCUGCAGUCAAGUUUAGAACAGAAAGACACAACUUGCCACCAGUCAACAGGAGACUGUCCACUGCCAGCUAACAGCCACACUUCUGAACUGCCCACUAUGACCACAACUGUAGAUGAUUUGCCAGAUGAGAUAAUGCUGGAGAUCUUCUCGUACAUGAGCGUGAGUGAAAAUGUAAACCUUUUGCAGAAGGUGUGCAUCCGUUGGAAGAGUAUUGCCCAAGAUGCUAAGGUGUGGUAUGACAAGCAAUAUGUGAUUGGGUACACAGUAACCGAUGAGGAGGCCAUAGCGACUUUCCGAGCAGCUCCACAGUUGCGUACAGUGAUUGUGGAUAGAGAAGUUGAACCCGCUAUCUUUGAGGUUCUGUCUAAAAGCUGUCCCGAGGUCACCACACUGGAUAUCGAUUAUCGACAGACCGUACAUUAUACAAAAGCGAAGAAUCUGUUUGACGGAUGCAAAAAGAUCCGCACACUGAAGAUCUCGGAGAGGGGGCUGCUGGCCGACGCGAGGUUCGUGGACGCGGUUGCGGAACUGGCGCAGCUCCGUGUACUGCAGUUGAAGCCUUACCACAAUGUGGGCUGCCAGGUCCCACUGAGAGGCCUCGCCGACAGGUGUCCGCACCUGUGCGACCUGGACCUGGGCUGGCUGCACUACCGGCUGCAGGAGGCAGAGUAUUUCGUCAGCACCGAGGGACGCGCGCUCAGGCGCUUGUGCGUCAAGUGGACUACGGUCGAGAGGAGGAACAUAGUCCCUCUGCUGGUGAAGUGUGUUGACACCCUGGAAUACCUGCAGCUGAAUACGUACGACGUUGUAGAUGGAGAAGAUUUGGAAGCAUUCAGGGCACUGGGACGGCUUCACAACUUGCGAGAACUUAUCUUCGAUACGAUACACAAACGGAUACCGCACGUAAUUCCUGUGCCAUUUAUAGGUGGAGGCCUCUCAAACCUGCAGCUACUUGGUUUGUGGCGUAUCCCUGACCUGGGGAAUGAGGCAUUUCUCGCCAUCUCAAAGGGGUGCCCAAAACUGCGAGAGCUAUCACUGAUCGCUUGUCGCGGACACACUGAUGAGGCUUUCAAGCUGUUCCACCAGCUAAAACAGUUGGAAAUAGAGCUGAACAUCGAUUAUUGUGACGGAGAUGAUGCCGAACUGGACAAAAUACGCCAGCUGAUGCCCGAGUGUCACGUCGAAGGAGGCCUCGGAGCCCUUAUCACGGACAGUGAAUGAAAAGUGUGUGUCGCCAACUGCUCAGGGACGGACAGCUACGAAUGCUUAUGAGGAAGCUGCCCUUUUAAAAUCUGUGUAUCAGCAGUAAUUUUAGUUUUACCUCCUGAGGCUAAGUGCUGGGUGGCCAUGUAAUUUUAUGGCUGUGUUGUUAUCCCCUUUAACGUGACUCUUCUUGUAUCUACUGUAUCUAGCCACUACUUUCCUUCUACAAUCACAUACAUUGAUCAGCCCCAACAUUAUGACCACUGACCUGCUACCGAUACAGACCCACCCAGGUGAUAGCAGCGGCACCUGGCGAGGAAUGACUGCUAGUGAGACAUAUGCACGGUGCCUCUAGUGUCACUGAGGGAGAUGUUCAUGUGUAGAGUGGGGAAAGGCGGACAAUCUACCUGAGUUUGGCUGAGGGUGGAUUAUAAUGGCCCGGAGGCUCAUCAUGAGCAUUUUGGAAACUACACGACUUGCUGAUGAUUUGAUGAUUGCUAUGGUGAGUAUCUUCAACA